AUGGGAGAAAAAGAGAUGUUAGAAAUGAGAGACAAAAUCGAGAAAUUGAGUGAUUAUGUGAAGACAUCGGAUCUAAUGCUCGAAGAGAUGUCAAAAAUGACCGAAACUCUUGUGAAUAUCAUUGAAGAAAAUCGUAGCAACGGAUCCAAGAGUUCAGAACUUCAUAAACUUUAUACAGAAUUUUCAGGACUCGAGGAAUCGGUUGACCAACAAAAAGACAAUUUACGCGCUCUAAAGAUGUGUUUGAAUGCAAACAAUGGACACAAUGUUAUGGAUUUGAUCCACAGUUGGAGACGAGUGACCGAAACUCGGGAUCAAUUCAUUCAAACACAUGAUGUGAUUGUAAACAAUAUGAGUGAAUUCGCAGAAACUCAGCAACAAUUCAUUCAAACUAAUGAUUUGGUAAACAAUAGCAGUGAAAGCCUACUAAAGAGUUUAUUAAUUAAUGAGACAAUUAGUGACACCAUUGCUGUUAAAUGCGACGACAAUGCUAUAGACAUCAACCUCUCUGAUGAUGACUAUCAACCGGUGGACGAAGACAUGGAGACAAUGGACGCCAGAAGUGAUAGUGGAAGUGAAUAUACAGAAGGGGUUCACAUCAAGAAUGAUGACAGCGAUAGUGACUAUGAAGUGAAACCUAAGCGUAAAUCUCCGAAGAAGUCUAAGAAAUCUAAGACAUUUCAAAUUCAGAGCACAUCCAAGUUCUUCGACGUAACCGAUGAACAAAUGGAUCAAUUAAUACGUCCGCAACACAAGAAGAAUGACUUUUAUCUGUGCGAUGAAAGCGGGUGUAUAUUCAGUACUGCCGAUAGGUUUAGGUUUUAUAAUCACUUGAAAAGACACUCAACUUCGGCACUAACUUCCGAAGGGAUGCGACGAUUAGAGCGUAUGGACGACGUGUUACUCCCGAUGACUGAUCUCAAACUGAAGGCCUAUGUGUGCGAUUGGCCCGACUGUCAGUACAGCUCAGCAAACAAAAGGGUUUUCUAUCAACACUACUGCCGACACAAAGACGUGACCUUAAAGUCUAUUCUAACGGCAGACCAAUUGGACAAUGAGUCUGAAUGCCAAGUGAUAGCGGAUGACUCAAAAAUGGACGCUUUAAUACUUCCGGAGCACAGACUGGGCGACCAAUACGUGUGCAAUGAUAUCAUGUGUGGCUUUAGUACCGAAGAUAAGGAGAGAUUCUAUAAUCAUUUGCAAAGACAUCCAACUCUGAGAACGAAUCCCAAGAACUUUCGCCAUCUGGAGAGAAGAGAUGACGCGGUGAUGCCAUUGUUGGACCGCAAGACCAGAAUAUUUACGUGCAAUGCGUCCGACUGUCACUAUAAGUGCAAAAGUAAAAAGGAUUUUUAUAGACAUUUAAACGGUCACAAAAACACCGAACCUGUUGUCAGCGAAGAACUAGAUUUGAUACGACCCGAGCAUAGAGUGGACGAUCAGUACGCCUGCGAUGAGUCUAACUGUACUUUCAGGACAACCGAUAGGCAGCGGUUUUCUAAUCACUUGCAAAGACACCAAACGCCGGGCAUAUCGAGGGAAAAGUUUCGCCGAUUGGAGCGAACGGACGACUUGACGCUUCCUCACUGGGACGCGACGGUCGGCCGAUAUGUCUGCCAUCGACCCGACUGUGCGUUUCGGUCGGAAUCGAAGUAUAACUUUUACAAGCAUUUAGUCAAACACUCCAACCCUAACCUCAAAGACGAAGUCGAUGUCGAAGCGGCCCAUAAGAGCCGCAAAUUGCAGAUUAUGGACGAACGGAUCGGCAAAUGUUUAACUGAUGGUCAGUACGUGUGCCAUGAGAUCGGCUGCGACUUUAUGUCUGUCAGCAAACUUGUGUUUCACAGCCAUUGGCUUAAACACAACCCACCGGUGGUGCCGGUGUCCGCACUGUUUGACCUCUCUCUGGAGCGACCGUUUGUGUUCGAUUGGCCGGAGUGUGGCGUUGCGUAUAAAGUCAGGAAGUAUUUGCGACUCCAUCGCCGCAAACACUUGGGUAUCACUAAUUUUGCGUGCGGUUGGCCCGGAUGUGACUACAGGUGCAACUCAAACACUUAUAUGCGAGUCCAUCGACGCACUCAUACUAAGGAAAGGCCCCGACAGUGUUCGUGGCCCGGCUGUGAGUAUACGUGCAAUAGUAAUCCCGGUAUGAACUCCCAUAUGCGUAAACAUACCGGUGAAAAACCAUAUGAGUGCCCGUUUCCCGAAUGCGGUUUCCGCACCUCACAGUCCUGUGCGCUGACAACUCAUAAGCGCCGACACACCGGCGAAAAGCCGUUUGUUUGCACCGAAAUAGGUUGCGAUAAACGGUUCUCAGCGGCGGCCGGACUAUUCAGUCACCGCAAAAGUGCUCACAACUCUAUCCCUUCGGUGGCGAAGAGGGGACGCAAACAGAAACAGUGGCCACAACCACAACAAUAA
This is a messenger RNA of Medioppia subpectinata, 2421 nucleotides long. The record is from the annotation of a GenBank genome assembly. Lineage: Eukaryota; Metazoa; Arthropoda; Arachnida; Sarcoptiformes; Oppiidae.